Molecule: messenger RNA, 792 nt
Organism: Penicillium brevicompactum
Lineage: Eukaryota; Fungi; Ascomycota; Eurotiomycetes; Eurotiales; Aspergillaceae
Product: C6 zinc finger domain protein
Exons: 2
Coding region: 1-792 (263 amino acids)
Source: RefSeq, a predicted model, not a curated record
AUGUCUUUCUGGACCACCGAGCAGCCUGCAGUCUGCUCUGAAGCGCCCGGCUCUGUCAAGUCGCAAGGGCCUAAUCCAUUUGUGGAUGUGUUGGUUCCGGUCGCAUUGCAGUCAGAUAUGGUUCUUCAGGCUCUUCUGACGUUGAGCGGGGUCCAUUUAUUACAGAAAGGAUCACAUUGCUACGACCUCACUAUAUGGGAACACCAAGCCCAGGCUCUACGCUCGUUGAAAUAUGGUGUCACGAAGUUUGUGAUGUCUGAAGACGAUCUGGCAUAUUCUUUGUCGAUAUGUACUCUGAUCUUCUGCUUCAUAGAGGAGCAGGUAGUCAAUGGCUGCAUUUCCUGUGCUACAAGUCUCGAAAGAGAUAUUCUCCUCGAUUCCGUGCGGAAAUGGGAGCCCACUUCCUCAUCAGACUCGGACUGCGCGAUUGCUGGCAAGAUAUAUCAACUCGCACUCACUGCUUUGCUGCAGAUAGAUGCGGACAAAGCUUCGCUGCAGUGCCAUGUUGCUUCCGUUUCUACCCUUCUACAGGCCCUCCCGUUCUCCUCUAGCGUGACAACGACAUUAUGCUGGCCGAUCACUAUGCUUGGAUCUCUCACUCGACUAUAUUCAUGCAAAUCUACGAUAAGAUUCUAUAUGGAGCUUCUGGCGGCUCAGUACAAGUUCGAAAUUUUUCGGCAAUCACUUCAUCUGCUUGAUACUCUUUGGGAAGCCGAAGAAGCCCCGGUUGAAUCCAUCCUGUCAAUUCAAUCGGCAAUGAAGAGGAAUGGUUACUUCUUUACAUUUGCGUAA